CAUGAGAUAACUAUUACUCCUCUUCUUCUACUUCUGUGUUUUUCUGCUACUUCUUUACGGUAUUAGAUCUGAGCUUUAAGAAAGCUCCAACCAAUCCUCUCUUAGCAUCUACCACUGAUCAACUCUAUAGUUCUCCAUGGAAGCAUCACAGAUGUCAGAAACACAGGGUACUACUCCGGUAAAUUCCCCAGCCGAAACUCGCCGCCGACAACUACCCAUUGUGGAUAGCUCAACUGCUCAAGAUCAUCUCAGGAAAUGGUUUCCUAGGUUACCUGGAUGGCAGCUGCAAAUGCCCACCCAAAUUUUUGACUUCUGAAAAUGGUUUCCCAAUUCCCAAUCUUCUCUACACAAUGUUGACCCUUGUGGAUCAAAAUCUGAUGGCAGCUCUAUACUCAAUAGUUUCCCCGACUGUUCUUCCCUACGUCCUGCAUCUACCCACAACGACAGAGGUAUGGAGCACAAUUGCAGAGCGCUUGCAGCCCACCAAUAAAUCACGGCUAAUCUAGCUCAAGAAUGAGUUUCAUACUAUAUCCAUGUACAAUCUAUUGAUGGUACAAUACCUUGCUAAGAUCAAGACUAUUGUUGAUAAUAUAGUGGCAGCCAAUGGUCAAAUCGAUAAUGAAGGUGCCAUCCUUUAUACACCUUAAUAGCUUGCCUGCAACUUACCUUGCCUUCAAAACAGCGAUUCGUACUCAGUUACGGCCAAUGAAUCUCGACGAUUUUUACUCAUUUUUGUGCAACGAAGAAAUUAAUCAAACAAAUGAUUCCCUCGAGAUCGAUCUUAAUCCUAACCCACAACUAGCUCUCACAGCAAAUCAUCAGGCAACUCGUGGCCAUGGAAGCAAAUACCGUGGUUGUGGAACAUCUCAUAACACCUCAACCCCACACGUGGUGGACGCUCUCAAUCUAAUCUCUCAGUUACAUGUCAAAUAUAUCAUAAAAAUGGUCACUCCGCUUCCACUUGUUGGCACCGACAGAACUUGGACUACAUACCAUCCAGCCGAGCCCUUCAAGAAACUUCAUUCACUUGGAUCAUUGAUUCUGGUGCAAAUGGUAACUUCGGCCACUGGCGGUGAACAAGUCCUCGUGGGCAACGAGCAAUCUGUCUCGGUUCAACACUAUGGAAACGACCUUUUUCCGACAUUGGAGCGUAAGGCAAAUCAAGUGACAUUUAAGGCAAAAGUUCGAGAGGAUUAUACCCAAUUCCUACCACAACUCCAACUUGUCGUUCGGCAACACUUCCGACAGCUCUACUCAUAUCCGCUCUAACUUCAUCUCUAUGGAACAAAAGUUUAGACCACCCUCAUCCGGAAGUCAUUAGUCACAUUUCUAAGGCUAAUCCUGCACUUGUAUUUCUAACAUGUCGUCGAUGUGUGAGUGUUGCAAUUUUAACAAAAGCCAUAAAUUAUCAUUUCCUUCAGCUUCUUUGCAUUUGUACUUAUCUUUUUAACUAAUUCACUCUGAUGUAUGAGGUCCCUCCCCAAUUUUAUCUAAUCAAGGAUAUUGCUACUAUAUUGCCUUCAUUGAUGAAUUUUCUAAAGUUUCUUGAUUAUUUCCUAUGAGACACCAUCAAAAUGAUUAAAACACAAUUCCAAAAAUCCAUUAAUUUUUUUUGCUCCGAUGUAGGAGUUGAAUAUAAUGACUCUAGCCUCGGUGAAUUCUUUUCUUGCGAGGGUAUUAUCCUGCACAACUUUCAUGUCCAUAUACAUCCAAACAAAAUAGUAUCGCUGACAGGAAACAUUGCUACCUUCUUGAAACCGCUCGCACACUUCGUCAUAAUGUUGUGAUUCCCCUUACAUUUUGGGUUGAUGCUCUCCAAAAAAUUAUCUAUCUAAUUAAUUGGAUGCCAUCUAAAUCCAACCUUUUUUUCUCAGUCUAUGAACGUCUCUAUCACAAACAACCAAUGUAUUCUCAUCUCAAAAUAUUUGGGUGUCAAUGCUUUUCAUGGCUUGAGAACAUGGCUCCUCAUAAACUCGCACCUCGAUCCACUCCAGGCAUAUUCCUUGGUUACUCCUCGAAUCAUAAAGGAUAUAAAUGCUAUGAUCCUUAAUCCACCAAAAUCUUCAUUUCAUGGCAUGUAAUAUUUAGUGAACUCAUCUUCCCUCUCAAAUGCAACACUCCCACCACUUCCACUGUCUCACCUACUCCACUCAACCCUCCUACUACUAGUACCACAUUCCACCUUCUCCCAAAGAACUUCAAUCCUUGUACAUCAGCCAAAUCCCUCUAUCCAGCCGAACCUGAUACCUACUCCACCUGCUACCGAGCCGAACCCAUUACCUACCUCACCUGCUUCCCAACCGAACUCGAUUCCUCCCCACCUGAUUCAGCACUACAAAAACCACAAUUCCUCUCUCCCACUAAUUUGCCUCCAACACCACCCGCGCCUAUUACCCACCCUAUGCAGACCCGUACCAAAACAGGCAACUUGAAACUUAUUCAAAAACUAAACCUCUUCCAUCAACUUCAAUACAAUCCAAAUCUGUCCUCAUACGCUCUAGCUGUAAAAUUCCUGCAUUGGUGAUAAGCCAUGAAUGAUGAAUGCCAUCCCCUUCAAGCUCAAAUGACAUGGGACUUGGUCCCUCCCCCACCAAAUCAACCUGCAUUCAGGUGUCAUUGGACAUCCCAUACCAAGCUCAAUUAAAAUCGAACUGUGGCCUUCUAUCAAGCCCGCUUAGUCACCCAGGACUAUAAACAAGAAUAUGACAUUAGCUAUGUUGAAAUGUUCAGCUCGGUUGCCAAGAUGACUACCCUUAAAACCCUCUUCAUUAUUGCCUUCAAUAAACAAAGACCACUCUCCCAUUUUGAUGUUGUUGAUGCAUUUCUGCAUGGACAUUUAGCUGACACAAUCUAUAUGUAACAACCUAUCGGCUUCAAAGAUCCUCAGUUUCCCAAUCAUGUUUGCUACUGAAGAAAGCACUAUACCAGUUUAAACAACUUCCCAGACCGUUCAUCACUAUCUCCAUGUUUUUUCUCCAUGUCCUUGCUUAUUUCAAGCACACCAAAGCUUCAACUCUUCGUUUUGAUUUACUUUGAUGAUAUGCUUAUAGCGGGUACUAACAUGGCUAUUAUAGAGGACCUCACACAACAAUUAACCUCACCUUCCACGUCAAGAACCUUGGCCAAGUUUCCAUGUUCCU
Phalaenopsis equestris is the source of this 3140-nucleotide messenger RNA. RefSeq lists its product as uncharacterized. The coding region runs from base 604 to 1269 and encodes 221 amino acids. NCBI's taxonomy places the organism in Eukaryota, Viridiplantae, Streptophyta, Magnoliopsida, Asparagales, Orchidaceae. The transcript is spliced from 3 exons. The record is from RefSeq and is a predicted model, not a curated record.